Rhipicephalus microplus (southern cattle tick) is the source of this 2524-nucleotide messenger RNA. RefSeq lists its product as uncharacterized. Gene Ontology annotation, molecular function: 1-phosphatidylinositol binding; metal ion binding. Gene Ontology annotation, biological process: endocytosis. Gene Ontology annotation, cellular component: early endosome. The record is from RefSeq and is a predicted model, not a curated record. NCBI's taxonomy places the organism in Eukaryota, Metazoa, Arthropoda, Arachnida, Ixodida, Ixodidae.
AUGUUCAUCGUGCAGGAGGUGUGCCGACGGGACGCCCAGGUGCAGGCAUUCAUUGCAGAAACCUCAGUCCCGACUGAGGUCAGCAAAGAGAAUGACAGCCGUGCAGCAGCCCUGGCUGCUCUAACAGCUGAGAAGCAGACGCUUCAGCUGAAGCUGGAAGAAGCCGACAGGCGCCUUGCCGAAACUCGAGCACGUGCGGAAAAGAGGGAGAUGCAACAGCGAGAGGCCCUGGAGAGGAGCGAUGCUGAGCGGCAACGGCUGCUACAGGAGGUUGAAGCUGGUCGAUCUGAGCGGGAAUCACUGGCAACAUCCCUGGAGGUGGCCAAGCAGGGCCUGGCUGCUGCAUCGACACGUACUGAGGAAUUGGAGUCUGAACUGGAGGUGGAGCGUCGGCGUGGGGACACCGAACUACAAGCCUGCCAGGCAGAGGUGGAUGAACUGCGGACCCAGGUGACUCAACUAGCGGCAGUUGAGGCAGCUCUGCGUGACUCGGCCCAGGCAGCUCAAGCACAGCUUGCCGACUAUCGCGCCCAAGCCGAGAGCAAUGCAGAGCAGGCUGCACGGCUAGCUGCUCAGCUCAGGGAGCGCGAGUCUGAGCUGGCGGCGUGUCGGGAACAGCUGGUCACCUGUCAGCGGGAGGCUCAGGCCAGCCACGAAGAACUCGUGGCCGGACGUGCCGAGAAGGUUGAGCUAGCACAGGCCGUGCAGGCGCUGCACCAAGCCAAGAGUCACCUGGCCGACCAGCUGUCUGCGCUUGAGCUCGAGGUGGGAAAUCUCCGCAACAACCAAGUGGCACUCGAGGCCGACAGGGCCGCGUUUGAAGCAGAGGUUGAAAACCUGCGCAAGACCCAUGCAGAAGGGGAGGCCAGCCGUGCCGGGCUCGAGACCAUGGUAGCCGAGCUUAAACGGCAGCGCGACCAGCAGGUCGCCGAGCAUCAGCAGGCGCUUCAGGGUAUCCAGGCAGAGCUGGCACGGGCACAGAGCAAGGCGCAGCAGGCGUGCUCCGAACUGGAAGUGGAGCAGCAGCGCAGUGCCCGACAAGAGGCAGCUCUGGAGGCCUUACGGGAGCAGCUAGCAUCCGAGCAGGCCAGUCGUCAAACUGCCCAGACUCAGCUUGACUCAGCCCAAGGAGACAAGCUAGAGCUAGAGGCAAAGUUGGAAAAUGCACUGGAUGAACGGAGGGCCCUGCUGGAUCGAUGUCUGCGUAGUGAGGGUGAAGCUGAAACGUUAAGAACCAAUGCUGCAGACUUGAGACGUCGACUGGACGACUCUUUGGCCGCUUUGCACGAGCUGGGACGAGAGAACCAGCUGCUGCAGUGGACAAUGCCAAGCACCAAGGCAGGAAGUGGGCCGAUGACUCGCAAGUUACUCACUGCACUGGGUGCGAGAAGCUGUUCACUGUCACUAUCCGCAAGCACCACUGCCGAAACUGCGGCAACAUUUUCUGCAACGAGUGCUCGGCAAAAAGUGCAGCCACCGCGUCGUCCAGGAAGCCCGUCAGAGUGUGUGAUAACUGUUACAGCGAACUGACCAAAUAACGACGCCCACCGCAACCUUGAAAAAAACUUAUUCGUCACUUGCGUGCCUGUCAAAGAGGUGUGGCAACAACGGGACUUAACGUGCUCGGGUUUACAUGUAGUGCAAUCUGUUUUGCGGCCAACUUCUGCGCAGCUGUGUUUCGUGGAACUGCUAAGCAUCCAUGUACGUCCACACUCGUCGUCGGGAACACCAUGCAUAGUGUGUGCCGGUCAGUGCAUUUCACAUCAGGUGCCAUCUUGAGUUCCUAGCUUGCCAUCUUCUAAUAUGACGGGGACUUUGUGCGCGUAGAAUCAAACCACGCUGCGAUAGCCUGCUUGCAAUAGGUUACGGGUGCAGUUUUACGAAUCUUUUUCAGAGGCAAAUUAUCUAUUGAACCAAAAUGUAGAUAGUAUCACAUUUGUGCUUGUCUGUAGUUGUAUGUACUUUGUUAUAUGAUUUGUCGUAGUGAACAUUUUUUUUCUUUAGCCAUAGAGCAAAUGAGUAGUAAAUAACCGUGGAUGUUAUGGAGUGUUUGAAAGAUUUCAACACUGUAGGUGGUACGCAUGCAAACUAUUCACUUUUCUAGACUAACUGAAAAAGAUUACUUCACCCUGUGGGCUCUUCAAGAUAAUUUGUAUUGCCCAAUUCUUUCUUAAAAUUCCGAGUUGAAGCCUCCAUCAGAAAAUUAGCAGUCUAUUUUGGGGAUAAUUUGUCGAGCAUAAAAAAUGCCAGGGAAAUGUACAACUGUUGGCGAUGCACACCGUUUCAUUUUUAUGCUCCAGUGUUAUUUGUCACUGAUGUAAUCAUCUCAUUAAGACAACCUGUGGACCUUUGUUAAUUAUGCUGAUUUAGUGGAUUUACAGUGCUCUACAAAAGUGGAAACUGGAGGAGCGGUUCAUGGCAAGAGGAUAGUUAACUCAUUGAUCUGUGCCCAGCACUGAAAAUAAAAAAUAAUCUCAUGCAAAUUUUUUAUUGAUUACUCCAAAUAAAAUGUAACAAAUUGAAA